AUGGACUCGACCCUAUACCUCCCAGAUAUCCUACAGCUUCCGUCUGGCUUGAAAGUCGAAGCUCAUUUGACCCAGCCUCAACACAACUCGAUUAAAGGCACCCGAAAACUAGCUGUCUGUUCACACCCCUGGUCACGGCUAGGUGGUAGCAUGCACGACCCAGUUCUGGUAGCGCUCGACGAACCCUUGUCGCGACUAGGAUACCACGUGCUACGUUUCAAUUCGCGAGGCGUAGGCGGUUCCUCUGGUUGGGCGUCAUGGACGGCCUUCCAGGAAGGGAAGGAUCUCGAAGAGCUUGUACAACACGUCGCGGAGAUGCUGGGUGGGGUUCAAGACGUAGCUUUAAUUGGAUAUUCGAACGGAUGCUUGUCGACGUCUCUUCACCCGGUACUCGCAUCGCCAAUACGGACCUCCCACGUCCUGAUAUCCUACCCUCUGGAUGUCAGAGGCUGGCUGACUCUCUUCAAUGGGCGUCAAUUCCAAUCACGACUCGAGGAGCUGGUGUGGCGGCCCGACUCCCGGAUGCUCCUUGUCUUCGGUGACAGAGACGAGUUCACAGGCGUAGCAUCUUACGAGAAGUGGUCUGCGACCUUGCAAGAGCUCGCCUCUCCUGAUGCAACGACAUCGGAUGCCAGUCAUCUGAAGGUCGUGCGCGUGGAUGGUGGAUCGCAUUUCUGGGGCGGUCGGGCGCUUCGGUCUUUGCUCGCUGCUAUCGAAGGGUUUUUACGAUGA
Messenger RNA from Peniophora sp. CBMAI 1063, 732 nucleotides. The record is from the annotation of a GenBank genome assembly. Lineage: Eukaryota; Fungi; Basidiomycota; Agaricomycetes; Russulales; Peniophoraceae.